Camellia sinensis is the source of this 1242-nucleotide messenger RNA. RefSeq names its product Modifier of rudimentary (Mod(r)) protein (gene VPS37-1). Lineage: Eukaryota; Viridiplantae; Streptophyta; Magnoliopsida; Ericales; Theaceae. Gene Ontology annotation, cellular component: ESCRT I complex. The record is from RefSeq and is a predicted model, not a curated record. Gene Ontology annotation, biological process: protein targeting to vacuole; ubiquitin-dependent protein catabolic process via the multivesicular body sorting pathway; protein targeting to membrane.
CACCUAGUUUUUGUUUAAAACAGAAGUCUACGUUUUGACGAAAACAAACUGCAAUUUCAUUUGUUCUCUUCGUGUUGUAAACAUCUACCCAUUUCGUUUACGCGAUUUACGAUUGUUCUUCAUUUUUCGAUCAAUCGGACGAUCAAUUGUUCUUCUCUCCUUCUCUCUCUCUGACCAAGUCAUGUUCAAGUCCUUCUGGGGUUCUCAUGAGCAGCAAGCUCAGCCAAGUCCACAGGAGAUUCCUACAAAUUCAUGGUAUCCUCCAUCUGUAGUUAGCUCUCCAAGUUCUUCCCGCCCAACAACUCCUAGUAGCACCUCUUCUAGUAGCUUCAGUGUACAAAGGCCUGCAGAUCGGCCAGAGUCACCAUCUCAUGUUUCGCCUGCAGAGGCUGCUGGCAUUAUUGUUCUGUUAAAGGAUAAGAGUGUUGAUGAGUUACGGAAGCUUUUAUCCGACAAAGAUGCAUACCACCAAUUCUUACUUUCAGUUGACCAGGUUAAAAUUCAAAACAAUCUAAGAGAUGAACUUCGGAAGGAGGCUUUGCAGCUUACGAGGGAAAAUCUGGAGAAAGAACCACAAAUAAUGGAACUGCGUAAUCAGUGCAAAAUCAUUCGGACAACUGAAUUGGCUGCUGCUCAAGAGAAGCUAAGCGAGAUAGAGAGGAAAAAAGAAGAGACCCUGAAAUAUUACGCUCCAACAUCCCUGCUUCAUAGGCUUCAAGAGGCAAUGAACAAGACAGAUGAUGAAUCUGAGGCCCUGCGCAGGCAGCUUCUGGAUAAGGAGAUUGAUGUAGGAGCUUUUGUGCAGCAGUACAAGAAGCUUCGUAACACUUACCACAGGCGUGCUUUAACCCAUCUCGCGGCCAAGACAUCAGUAACUGGAUGAGCACAGAGCGAUAGUCCUGUCGUAUUAGUUUGUCAAUCCUCAAACUGGUUUGGCUGUAUUUUGGGCACUUUUUACUGCCUUGCGUCCUCUCUCUCUCUCUCUCUCACACACACGCGCGCGCACACACUUUUUCCCUUGGGCACUGUGAUGAGAUAAUUUCACGAACAGCGGCAGUUAAUUAAUUCAACAGUACAAUGCAGUCUGAAGGGCAUAUUCUUAGGUUAGAUGUAAAACCAAAAUCCAGAGACCAUAGGCCAAUUAUUUUUUCAAGAUCUCGUGUGUGUAAAACUCUAACAAUGAUAGCUUUUCUUUUUUGAUUGUUAUAUAUAUGAUAUUGGGUUGAAUUUUUACUUUUGUAA